CCUCAAACUUUUCAUCUGGCCCAACCCUUGAACCCUAGGGUAAAUCUAGCCGAUCCAUGCACGUGCUUGUAUACACCUGUCCUGGACGCCCCUCGCUCUUCAGACCAACUUGCUAUUUGUCUUCCUAACUAGUUGUCGUACCUGUAAAUGCAUGUCAUUUCACAAAACACCACAGUCGAAUACGAUUCCAUGCUAAUACUAUCUACUUCCUUCAUGAUCAUAUCUAUUCUUUCUCCACUAUAUUGCACGUAACCACUUUAUAUCACGUUUCUUUUUUUUUUGCCCGUUCGCUUAAUCGACAGUAUCCUUUCUACUAAAGUCGAAUUUUACCACCGAGAUUUGUAAAACCGGCAACAUCACGCAGUUUAAGUCAGGCGACCUGAAAGCACGCGUUUAUUCCCCGUCUUGUGUUUUAACCUCAAUGUUAAUUGGCAGGCCGAUUCUGAACGUAGUUUGUGUCCAAUUCCCUCUAUGGAGCAAUUCAAACCGAGUCCAUUGCCAAGAGCUGCACAAUGGAACACCCGGCCGUGACUUCACAUCUAACAGCCCCUCUCGCAUGGGCACCUGCUAAGAUCCUUACCGGUACAGAAAACAAUCCGUUCCAAAAGUACCUGUCCUGGCAUUCGAAUGAUGCUGGAAUGAUAGAUCACUGAAAAGCAAGAUGAAUAAUCCAUAUCUCCUGCCUUGACUGUCAUUACUGCAAAAGACAACAUGGACAAAAGCUAAUCCAAGGAACUCAAAACAGAAAACUUGCUGCAGAAAGAAAUGUGAACCAUGGACAUACCUAUUCCUACAAGUUCUGAUCACUUUGUGCUGUCUUUACAACAGUUAUUUAGUUUAUAAUAUUUUCGCUUAGUAAUUCAUUCAAUAAUAUUUUCUAGUUAGAAUUAGAAGUGUUUAAAGUAUAUUCAUUACAUGUAAAAUAUAUCGGCAUGCGAUGACGUCACAUCCGGUUUCGCCGCGUCUUGUGGGAAAAUACCGGUUUGAAAUUAGCGCGAGGGUGGGGGCUUUCCACGAGGCUCACCUGAGCAGAAGUUGUUUUGCAGGCAUGAGAAAUCACAGUGAGAGCAACGCUGUAAGUUAAUAGAUAAUUGAUAUAUUGAACUAAGAUGCUAAUGCCGAUCCUGUUAGAAGUAACGACGGUAGAUAAUGUUUAUGCUUUCGUUAGUUAAAGAGUCGCGGAUAGUUUGCAUGGAAGUGUAUUUAAAGUAGUCAAUGGAGCAGGUAAACUCUCCCUGUAUACUGCACCUUAGUGUAAUGUAGUUAUAGUCAUCUUUGCAAGUAUUUACACUUGAAAUGUGAUAUUAAGGAAGGAACAAAUACUGUAUCAAUCUUGUAUUGUUUUAUCAACAGUUUUCACCAUAUGUUAAUGUGAAGAGUGAACAGUAAAUGGUUAAUCUUACUGCGAUCUGGUUCUUAUUAACUGGUUUAUCUCCGACGUUAAAUUCGGCGUUCGUUACACGCGAAGGAGAACGUUACAGUGAAAAAGCGGCAUUAUCAGGUGUUUCAAGUGCUGCAAUGUCAGCUCAAUCCAGCAUCAAGUCGACGCCGCCCAGCGACAAGGGCGGUAAACCGACAUCAAGUAAGUCCACCCAGGCAAGAGCCAAGGCAGAAGCCGCCAAGGUGCCAAACAAGAAGCAGUUUUGAAAAUGAAACAGGCCACCAGAGAAGCCGAAAUCCAGAAAGAAAAGGCUGCCAGAGAAGCCGAAGCGGCCGCCCGAGAAGCCGAAAUCCAGAAAGAAAAGGCUGCCAGAGAAGCCGAAGCGGCCGCCCGAGAAGCCGAAAUCCAGAAAGAAAAGGCUGCCAGAGAAGCCGAAGCGGCCGCCCGAGAAGCCGAAAUCCAGAAAGAAAAGGCUGCCAGAGAAGCCGAAGCGGCUGCCAGAGAAGCCGAAGCGGCCGCCCGAGAAGCCGAAAUCCAGAAAGAAAAGGCUGCCAGAGAAGCCGAAGCGGCCGCCCGAGAAGCCGAAAUCCAGUUGGAAAUGGCAAAAAUAUCGACAGAGUUGCAAGUGCUGCAGCUAGAAAGAGAAGAAGAAGUUGCCAUGGCGGAAGCAAAGUACAUAGAAGAAGCUGAAGGGUCGCGUGAUCUGACCGCAGUAAGAUCUACUUUAGAAAGGACCAGACUGGAACACACAAGCGACUAUGUACAAUCUCAAAUAGACAGGCAGGCUCGUCUCCCCUCUCCAUACGUAUUCGAUAACUUCCCCAGCUACGAGGAACCUCAGAGAGUCACGAUUGCAUCACAUCCAUACGAGGAAGGAAAUUUACCCUCACGGCUCCGUGAUGAAGUCAAGAAUGAAAGAACCGACAACGCUCCUUCACCCCCACAACAGGACGGCGGGGAGGGAGAGGUUCACUCCAGGACAACAAUUGUCAGCUCGAACUGUACAGAAGUUUGCGGUCAAACUCAGUCAAGCCGUUCUUGUUCCGAGAUCUGCCUCACUGAGGUGUACCCUAAAGAAGCACAACAAGACAUUACCAAGCGUAAAGUAACCGACGAGACGCUAGGUCAGUCAGUUUUCAUUCAAACCGAGCACGGAAACAAACUUGCACAAUCAGCUCAAGAUACCAUUUCUUUAAAACCCAAAGACACCAAGGUCUUCAGAGAUGAAGCAAAUAAUGGGGUUGCCCCAUUGCCUUUCAGAGAACCACGCCAGCACUCACCAGAUAACAAAGAGCAGGCAGUCAAACGGUUCACGUCCUUACGGAAAACCCAGAAAAGGAAACCUGAGAUGCAGCAACGCACCCGAUUGGCCCACGAGGUACUGUGCACCCUAAUGGCAGAGGUCACAGCCAUUAUAAACGCACAAUCAUUCCUACCUGUGUCUUCUGACCCAGAAAACCCCUUUAUACUUUCGCCAUCAACGCUCCUUACGCAGAAGGCAGGAGCACCUCCUCCACCAGGAGACUUCUCAGACAAGGAUUUGUACACAAAGCAAUGGAGACAAGUCCAGGCUCUGGCAAAUCAGUUCUGGCCUCGCUGGAGACAAAAAUAUCUACCUUUGUUGCAACAGAGACAAAAGUGGACAGAACCCCACGGGAAUCUUCAAGUUGGAGACUUAGUCCUGCUCAGGGACAAGCAAAUCGCUCACAACAGCUGGCCAACGGCCAGAAUCACUGUUACAUUCCCUAGCGGGGAUGGACAUGUCAGGAAGAUCGAAUUGAAGACUACCGACCAAGGCGAUGUGAAAAUUUACCAAAGGCCAGUUACAGAAGUUAUUCUACUUCUACCCAAUGACUGAUUAAGAGACUAAGUUUGUACUCUGCUCAUUGUGACCUUACGAAGGUCAAGCGGGGAGUGUGCUGUCUUUACGACAGUUAUUUAGUUUAUAAUAUUUUCGCUUAGUAAUUCAUUCAAUAGUAUUUUCUAGUUAGAAUUAGAAGUGUUUAAAGUAUAUUCAUUGCAUGUAAAAUAUAUCGGCAUGCGAUGACGUCACAUCCGGUUUCGCCGCGUCUUGUGGGAAAAUACCGGUUUGAAAUUAGCGCGAGGGUGGGGGCUUACCACGAGGCUCACCUGAGCAGAAGUUGUUUUGCAGGCAUGAGAAAUCACAGUGAGAGCAACGCUGUAAGUUAAUAGAUAAUCGAUAUGUUGAACUAAGAUGUUAAUGCCGAUCCUGUUAGAAGUAACGACGGUAGAUAAUGUUUAUGCUUUCAUUAGUUAAAGAGUCGCGGAUAGUUUGCAUGGAAGUGUAUUUAAAGUAGUCAAUGGAGCAGGUAAACUCUCCCUGUAUACUGCACCUUAGUGUAAUGUAGUUAUAGUCACCUUUGCAAGUAUUUACACUUGAAAUGUGAUAUUAAGGAAGGAACAAAUACUGUAUCAAUCUUGUAUUGUUUUAUCAACAGUUUUCACCAUAUGUUAAUGUGAAGAGUGAACAGUAAAUGGUUAAUCUUACUGCGAUCUGGUUCUUAUUAACUGGUUUAUCUCGACGUUAAAUUCGGCGUUCGUUACACGCGA
Messenger RNA from Hypanus sabinus (Atlantic stingray), 3952 nucleotides. Its product is annotated as chromosome partition protein Smc-like. NCBI's taxonomy places the organism in Eukaryota, Metazoa, Chordata, Chondrichthyes, Myliobatiformes, Dasyatidae. The transcript has 2 exons. The coding region runs from base 1650 to 3239 and encodes 529 amino acids. The record is from RefSeq and is a predicted model, not a curated record.